This is a messenger RNA of Centruroides sculpturatus (bark scorpion), 2327 nucleotides long. RefSeq names its product protein UBASH3A homolog. The transcript is spliced from 7 exons. NCBI's taxonomy places the organism in Eukaryota, Metazoa, Arthropoda, Arachnida, Scorpiones, Buthidae. The record is from RefSeq and is a predicted model, not a curated record. Bases 172 to 1044 code for a protein of 290 amino acids.
CAUGAUUUAUAGAUAUUGGAAUUUGAGAAAUAUUUAAAAUUUUGAAUAUUUCACAAAUAAGUACAGUACUUUACUGUAUCAGAGUCGAUAGAUUAAUUAACCGACUCUGACUGUAUUUAGCAUUCAUGGAUGACCUUGAAAGUUCGUCUGCUCAAUCUGGAUAAGCCUUAAAUGCAGAUUCGAUUUGUCACCUUGCAGUCCCGAUUAAAACAUUUCAGACGUCAGUUUUUUCAUGAAAGAGAGAAUAUGGAGCAUAAAGGACGACGUUUAUUUAUCGUUAGACACGCCGAAAGAGUCGAUUUUACUUUUGGCGAUUGGAUCUCUUUUUGUUUUGACAAAUCAGGUAAUUAUAAAAGAACAAAUUUAAAUAUGCCAGAAUCUGUUCCACAUAGAAUUGGUGGACCAAGAGAUUUUUUUAAAGAUUGUCCACUUACAAAAAUUGGUUUAUAUCAAGCUACUCUAACAGGGGAAGCUAUGAAAAAGUCUGGUGUUGUUUUUAGUCAUGUUUAUUGUUCACCAUCUCUCAGAUGUAUUGAAACUUGCACAGCUAUAUUGAAAGCUUCAGGAAAUUAUCAUACGCUUAUUAAUGUGGAACCUGGAUUAUUUGAAUGGUUAGCUUGGUAUCAUGAUGGAAUGCCUAAAUGGAUGACUUUACAAGAGUUAAAAAGUUAUGGAUUUAAUAUUUGUAUGGACUAUAAACCAGUUAUAACAGUUGAUGAACUGCAAGGUAAACUUGAACCUAGUGAACAAUAUUACAUGAGAAGUUUAUGUACAACUGAAACAAUUUUAAAAAGAACAGGUGCUGCAGGAAAAACCAUUUUAUUAGUUGGACAUGCUGCAACUUUAGAUACAUGCACACGUCAGCUUGUGGGAAAUCCUCCUAGAAAUGGACAAGAACUACAAAGUCUUGUUUAUCAUAUUCCUUAUUGUAGUGUUGCUAUGGCAGAAGAAGAAGAUGGUAAAUGGAAAUUAGCAGAACCACCUUUCCCAUCUUUAAUGCAUUCAAAUAAUGCUAGAUUUGAUUGGACUUGUUUAUUAUCUUGAUUCCAAAAUAUGAUGAUUCUAAUCCAAGUUAGAAAGUUGACAUAAACAGAAAAUGGAGAAACACAAAACAAGAAUAAGACAAGGAGAAACUAGUUGGAAAGUGCAUAGAAAAACACAAUAUCAUAAAGUGAGAAUUUAGUGUAAUUAAAUUGACAAGCUAUUUAAUUAAUUUUUAAAAGACUUUUAUAUGAAAUAUGGUUAAAAACAAUCAUUGCUCAUAAUUUAACAUGAGAAUUUAACAAAAUGAAAAUAUGGCAAAAUAAAUGGAAAAUAUUUCAUAUCAAACAAUAACUACAUUACAUUCUUAUUUGUCAUACAUGCAAGAUUUUUAUCUUACAUAGUCAAAGCAAACCGAUAAUAUUGUGUAUUAUUAUCAGAAGAGGAAAAAAAAUUUGAUUUGAUACAAAAUAAUUGUAAUGUAGUUAGCAAACAUUCAGGACAAAACACAUUAACAUAAUAUUUAGAAAUAUUACAAAACUUUAUAAGCAUGAGUCAAUACUUCAGAAAUAUACCAUUAUGAUGAUUAGAAAGAUCUAAAUUCUGCAUAAAAAAUUGAAAAUUACUCAGUUAUAUAAUAUUUAAUAUAGUGUCAAAAUUUUUAUUUUAUUAAAACUUUGACAAUUAAUUUUGAUUUAUUAAUUAGUAUUUUUUAAAUAAAUAAGUUGUAUUAAUCAAAAGUUUAAAAUAAAAACUUGUCACUAUUAAGUAUACAGUACUUAUCUAAAAUUGUAAAUAAUGUCUGUAUUAUCCUGCAAACAAUCAAUGAAUUGAACAUUUUUAUGUUCUUAUAGUGAACUGUGCAAGAAAAAUAGCACAAAUAGGUAUUAUUGCAUUAAAAUUAUGUAAAUAUGUGUGAUUCAAAAUCUCAUAGAUUAUUUAUUUUUACUGAUGAAUUUAGAUUUGUGAAAAAUUUGUUGUAUAUUGGACAAAAGAUUUAAUAGGUAAUAAUUUUUAACUAUGUGUAUGAAGGAACUUAAUUUAUAUAGGAAAUUACAUUAAUGAUGUAUGUAAAUGUGAAUGAGUAAUAAAGAAUAAACUUGUAAUUUAAGAAAGCCAAGAAAAUAAAAGUAAACUGAAAAAUUGCUUUAUUUUUAUUUACAUAUAAUUUGUAAGAGAUCCAUUUAAUCAAUAUUGUAUUAGGAAAAUUACUGUACUUUUCCUAAUGACUAAGAAGCAGAACAAACAUUUUCAAGUGUUAAUGUUUAGUCUUUAUCAAAUGCAUUUAAUAAGAAUUUUCAUCAGUUGUAGAACAAAAAUAUCUAUCAUUGUAAAAUAGUUUUUUU